GAUGUAACUCCUCUGCCUAUUUUCCCCUUUGAAACUUCAAACUCCAGUUUGUGAACAAAGUCCUGUCUAUCUCCACAAUAAGGAUCUCCGACCACUGACCAAACUCCAUUUGUAACCACUGCCUAUUUGUACUUUCUCUCCAAUGACUCUUUUUCAUUUCACCUGUCUGACCAAAUGGGAAGAACAAGUAGCACUACAAAGGUGGAUGAGAAAUGCACAUGUUGGCCUACAAGGAAUAACAUGCUCUUGGAGUACUCGGGAAUGUGUUUUACGCGGGAAUAGGAGUGUUGCGCUUUCGUUUGAUUUUGAAUAUUUGAUAGAAAUGAAUGGGAGAAGACGGCAGGAACAUGCUUACAAAAGCUCAUUGGAGGUCAGUAAAGCCUCUGUGGAUUGACUGGGGUAGAUGGCACAGAUAUGGUCGAUUCUGAAAGCGACGGGCCUCGUGCCGGAGAGCUACUUCAGCAAUAGCAGAAAUGUUUUAAAUCUAUAUUUUGUGAAAGUCUCAUGGGGAUGGACCAUUGUUUUACUUCUGCCUUUCAUCUUUUACUCCAACCUUUACAACAGAAGCCACACAUUUGUGUUGAGGCGGCUGACCGCACUGCUUGUGGCAACAGUUGUUUGGUACACCUGCACUGAGACUUUUUUCUACAUCGAAGAUGUUACCGGUUUCUGCUAUGAAUCCAACAGUUUGCAAGUAAUCCGUGGUGACAUUACCACAAAGGCGGCGUGCAGGCAGGCUGGAUUCAUCUGGGAUGGAUUUGACAUAUCAGGACACUCCUUCAUCUUGGCUUACUCUUCUCUCGUGAUUGUGGAGGAAAUGGUGCCCAUGCUACACAUACCCCAGAGUGACAGGAACAUUUGUCUUAAUUGUCUAUAUAUAGCACUCAAUGCGAUUGUGGUCAUCUGGAUAUGGAUGUUCGGAUGCACUUCUGUGUAUUUCCAUGAUAUUAUCGACAAAGUUAUAGGGACGCUGUGUGGGAUAUUAGGGUGGUACGUGACUUAUGUUGUUUGGUACCCAAUGCCUUUUUCCCCAGGUCUCCCUCCACAGCAGAAACAGCACGCUUAGUGUGAGAACUAAAUACUUCAAGUGCACUUUUUUUUAAAGUCAAUGACAGGUUAGCCUACCAAAUGAGGCGGCAGGCAGCUGGUGUUCCUAAAAUGACAAUCUGUAAACUUGAGAGGUCACAUCUGAAUCUUAUUGUUGCCUUCAAACAUUUUGUGGCUUCGAACAGGGCUGAAAUAGUAAACCUAGCUUAUACGGUAGUCUGCUGCUGCUUUUUGUAAUCAACCUUCAACCAUCAGCUAAGCCGCCUUUUAACAAGCAGUUCUUCACGACACUAAUAUUUUCAAUAUUUGUAACUGGCCUAUUUAUUGAUUUUUAACAAAGAAAUCUGAUAAAUUUGUGCGAUUAGUGUAAUGCAGUUGUGUAAAUUGUAUAUUUGCAUUGUGUUUUAAUAGGACCGUUUUAUGUGUUCUGUUAUUUAUUCAUACAUGCCAUUGUGCUAUUGUUAGGUUGGCCUAGUCGUUUGCAGUUGUUGUUAUUCCUCAUGCCACCUGUUCUUAGAAACGCAAAACAUCUGUAACAUUUGUAAUAUAAGACCGGAUUGAUGUUUGAGUGAUAAAUUCAAAUAAAUAAUUGGCUGAUUAUAAGCACUUCUUACAGGUUUGAGGCACAAUGCAAAUUAGAUAUUAUAAAUUCAUUCCAAAAUACAAACAAUGGGACAUGCUGGUUAUGGAGGGCACAUCCAUUAGUCAUUUCAUGCGUGUCAAUUAAACAUGAUUUUAGACAAUUAUCAUCGCAAUUAUGUUUAAUACAUCAGUAUUCCAAAGAAUGCAGCAUGUUAUGAUGUUGAAAUAUUGUACUGUAUGACACUGAGUUCUCUUUAGUAUAAUAACACGUAACUGAGUUGUAUUUUUAUUUAAUUACUGUUGUUUGAAAGAAUAAAAAGCUUUGACUUGA
This is a messenger RNA of Puntigrus tetrazona (Sumatra barb), 1960 nucleotides long. It is a transcript of the gene fitm2, whose product is annotated as fat storage inducing transmembrane protein 2. Gene Ontology annotation, biological process: phospholipid biosynthetic process; lipid storage; lipid droplet organization. Gene Ontology annotation, cellular component: endoplasmic reticulum membrane. Lineage: Eukaryota; Metazoa; Chordata; Actinopteri; Cypriniformes; Cyprinidae. The transcript has 3 exons. The record is from RefSeq and is a predicted model, not a curated record. Bases 404 to 1066 code for a protein of 220 amino acids.